This is a messenger RNA of Ambispora gerdemannii, 343 nucleotides long. The record is from the annotation of a GenBank genome assembly. NCBI's taxonomy places the organism in Eukaryota, Fungi, Glomeromycota, Glomeromycetes, Archaeosporales, Ambisporaceae.
UACUAUGCAGGGUCAGACUUUCACAUCUACUAGGAAGGGUUCUAGCAAUGGGUCGUAUCGCUUCUAUUCAAAUACGCCCUCGAAAUUAUUUCCUGACUAUUCAAACCGAGCAAAGUUCCUUAGAUCGGUCGUGCUAUUUGGUGGUGCAUGGGGCUUGGCGGUGGUACCCGAAGGCAACCAAUUGGAUAUCUUCAAAGGUGUUGCUUUCGUCUCUCAGAAAUUCACGGACCAACUACAUCCGUCACUUAAUCUAUCAUCUGAUCCUGCAAUGAAAUAUCUCCAUAAACGAGGUGACGCGUUAGAAACCUUUCUUCGAAAGUAUUUGUGGAUGAAACGCAUUUAG